This is a messenger RNA of Linnemannia hyalina, 1224 nucleotides long. Lineage: Eukaryota; Fungi; Mortierellomycota; Mortierellomycetes; Mortierellales; Mortierellaceae. The record is from the annotation of a GenBank genome assembly.
AUGUCAUUCAACACACAGAAACAACCCGACAACACGGACUUGAAGAUGGAGUUCGAGGAACUGGACCCCGUCCAGCAAGCAAAGCAGGAGGAACAGCUCUAUCGCCACCCUGACACUGCCCCUAUCUCCUCCACCGUCUCCCCUACCGGACAGUCCCAGGACCCUUCGGCCCCCAAGACCUGGAAGCAAAAGCUAACGUUCCUAUUCUCGCGCAAGUUUAUCACGAUUGUGCUGUUGGGUCAGCUGUUGUCACUGUGUAUUACUGCGACGACGAUUAUGACGACCAAGUUGACGCAGGGUGAUAAUCCGGUGUCGAUUCCUACGACCCAGUCGUUCUUGAACUAUUUGGUUCUGGGUAUUGUCUACACCGGUAUUACCUUCUCCAAAGUGGGCUUCCGUGGCUGGCUCGAGAUCAUCCGUCGCCGUGGUCUCUACUAUAUUGUGUUUGCGUUGAUUGAUGUGGAGGGCAACUACUUCAUUGUAAAGGCCUACAACUACACUUCGCUUCUCUCGGCAAUGCUGCUCGACUCAUGGACAAUCCCCUGUGUCGUCAUCCUCUCCGUCUUUGUCCUCCGCAUGCGCUUCCUCCGUCUCCACUACCUCGGCGUCUUCAUCUGUCUCGUCGGCAUGGGCUUCCUCGUCUGGUCCGACAUGGUCGCCGGCAAGAACUUCCCUGGCUCAGACUACAUCAAGGGAGACCUCUUCUGCAUCAUCGGAGCCACCUUCUACGCCCUCUCGAACGUCGGACAGGAGUUCUUGGUCAGACAGAGACCUAUCUACGAAGUUGUUGGACAGCUCGGUUUCUGGGGAGCGAUUAUCAACGGAAUCCAGUUGGCUAUUCUGGAACGAAACGAGUUGAAGACACUUACUUGGACUGGGGAAGUUGUCGGGUACAUUAUUGGCUUUGAUAUCGCCAUGUUCUUGAUGUACUCUGUUGCGCCUAUCCUGUUGAGGUUGAGCUCUGCGACUUUCUUCAACCUUUCGUUGUUGACCAGUGACUUUUAUGGACUCCUCUUUGGCCUCUUCCUCUUCCAGUCCAAGAUCAACGAGCUGUACCCGAUCGCAUACGUCCUGAUCAUCAUCGGAAUCAUCAUCUACAACAUCCGCGAAGCCCCCGAGCCUCAGUUCAAGCCCGUCCUCAAAGAUCAAUCUGACCAGGAAGUCGAGGACCAAGAGACAAAGGAAAAGGCUGCCAUCGCAGGCGAUAACUCCACCAUGGCCUAA